Molecule: messenger RNA, 3087 nt
Organism: Anopheles nili
Lineage: Eukaryota; Metazoa; Arthropoda; Insecta; Diptera; Culicidae
Gene: mei-9
Product: DNA repair endonuclease XPF
Exons: 6
Coding region: 1-3087 (1028 amino acids)
Biological process (GO): resolution of meiotic recombination intermediates; double-strand break repair via homologous recombination; nucleotide-excision repair involved in interstrand cross-link repair
Cellular component (GO): nucleotide-excision repair factor 1 complex
Molecular function (GO): damaged DNA binding; single-stranded DNA binding; single-stranded DNA endonuclease activity
Source: RefSeq, a predicted model, not a curated record
AUGAGUUUUGAAAAUGAUGAUUUGGAUGCAGAGCUGGCGUGCUCUGCCGAACAAGCCGAACAAGAGGUGGAAUCAAUCGUCGAAGCCAAGGAAGAUACGGCUUUAACGCAGCUGGUGGACGCCGAGGAGUUUCUCGCAUCGGAAGGCGUUGCUCUUCUUGAGUAUGAGAAGCAGAUGUUUUUUGAUCUUUUGCACUCGGAUGCGCUGGUCGUUUGUGCAAAAGGUAUCAGCUAUGAGCGUGUGUUGCUCAAUCUGCUUAAAAUUUUUUGCGAUACUUCCACGCUUGUCCUGGUGGUGAACUGUUCGGAAAAUGAAGAGCAGUACUAUAAAACUCACCUCGAACACACCGAACAUAUACACGAGUCGGCUAAAACAUCAGCGGAAAGAGAACGUGCAUAUCUUCAAGGUGGCAUCCAGUUCAUAAGCACUCGCAUUCUUGUGGUUGACCUACUAAAGAAGCGAAUUCCGAUUGAACUUAUCACGGGAAUGUUUGUUGUGCGGGCUCACGAAAUAAUUGAAUCAUGCCAAGAAGCCUUCGCGUUGCGGCUUUAUCGACAGCGCAAUAAGGUGGGAUUCGUAAAGGCGUUUUCGCGUAACGUGGAAGCGUUUACUUAUGGCUUCGGACACGUCGAGAAGGUGAUGCGCAAUCUGUUCGUGAAGGAGCUAUUUAUUUGGCCGCGGUUUCAUGUUACUAUCCAACGGUCGCUGAAACCAUACGAACCCACAGUGGUCGAGAUACAGAUUCCCAUGACACAAAGCAUGAUCCUGCUUCAAACCAAUCUGCUCGAACUGAUGAAUUACCUGGUGAAGAGCAUUAAAAGUUUGAACCGAUCCGUCGAACUACAAGAGGUAACGGUGGAGAAUUGUGUUACAAAAAAGUUCCAUAAGAUAUUGCAGGCCCAGUUAGAUACAAUCUGGCAUCAGCUAACAUCUCAAACGAAAUUGAUCGUGGCCGAUUUGAAGGUACUGCGUAGCUUGAUGAUAUCUUGUCUAUACGGAGAUGCCGUUUCGUUUUAUGCACUGCUCAAACGCUAUCGCACGACCGAAUACGUUCUCAACAAUUCGGGUUGGACAAUUCUAGAGCCGGCCGAGAAAAUAUUUACUGUUGCAAAGGAGCGUGUAUUUAACAGAGAAAAUGAGUUCGAACCGGAGCUAUGUCCAAAGUGGAAAGCCUUAUCGGAUGUGUUGCGGGUGGACAUUCCAAACGAUAUCAAGGAAACGUCUCGGAAGAUUCACAAAAAAGAGGAGCGACAAAAAUAUCUUCAACAACAGGUGAAAAUUCUCAUUUUAUGCCAAGACUCGCGAGCAUGUUAUCAGCUGAAUCAGUUCCUAACGCAAGGCCCUGAACGCUACCUGUUCUACCAAGCCAUGAAAAACGACAUAUCGGUAGCGAAGCUCGCGGAACAAUUCAAACACAUCUCCACUGAAGGGCUGGAUAUGGCUGGUUUUAAGAUUCAGGAGUUCGAGCCCCUGCCCCGUACGAAAUCAGCUACCACAGUUGAAUUGACGACAGCGGAUGGUGCAAAAAAACAGGACAUUGCAUCCGUGAAAGGAGGUUUUCUGCGUGAGAGAAUUGCCAGUAAGCGGCGUGAUGCGACAGAGGAGCUGGAAGCUCAAAAACGCAGAGAAAUGAAGAAAGAUGAAGAGUGCGAUGGUUCGGAAGAGGCUGUGAAAAAAACCGACAUGGAGAAUGAUCUGGCGGCAGUGCGUACGGAUGAGCUCGAUUAUCAACGGUACUUCCGCGAUUCGUAUGUACUGACCAUGUCGCAACGAUCGCUGGGUGAUGUGAUAGAUUCGAAUGAGCUCGAUGUAAGCUUGCUGGAAGCGGGUACGUUUGAAUCAUUCACAGAAAUGGAAAACAUGGAUAUCACGUCCAUUGUGAAGGAUUUCAAUCGUCCCCUUGUAUUUAUACAAACAUUCAAAAGCGAAUCGAACGGAUUCGGUGCCCUGGAACGGACUCUGGAACAGAUUCACCCGAGGUAUAUCAUCAUGUAUCACACGAACGUGACCGCUAUCCGACAAAUAGAGGUGUACGAAGCUCGCCAACAGCGCUUACAAAUGGCGCGGGUGCGAGUGUUUGCUAUAAUUCAUUCGAAAACGGUCGAAGAACAGUCCUACCUUACCUCGUUACGUCGCGAGAAGCAGGCUUUCGAGCUAAUGAUCGAAACAAAACGGACCAUGGUUGUGCCAGAGUAUCAGGAUGGGAAAUCGGAGGAUACAAUAGUGAUGUUACAAAAAAAGCAGGAGCUUUCGAGUAGACAAGCCGGUGGUCAGGAUGUCAAAGAUCCGUCGGAAAUCGUGACACCUCGCGUGGUCGUGGAUAUGCGUGAGUUUCGUUCUGAUUUGCCGUGUCUUAUACACAGAAGAGGCAUCGAUGUGGUACCAUUGACGAUUACGAUAGGAGACUACAUUAUUACUCCAGAAAUAUGUGUCGAGCGUAAAUCGAUCUCCGAUUUGAUCGGAUCGUUAAAUUCAGGCCGCUUGUACAACCAGUGUGUGCAGAUGACGCGCUACUACGCCAAGCCAAUUCUGCUGAUCGAGUUCGAUCAGAAUAAGCCGUUUCACUUUCAGCGGUAUUUCAUGGUUUCGAACGCUGGUGGCAGCUCGUCGUCAACCAGCGGUUCCUCGAACGAUGAUAUCAUGGCCAAGUUGCAGCUUUUGACGAUACACUUUCCCAAGCUACGGCUCGUAUGGUCGCCAAGUCCCUACGCUACAGCGCAGCUCUUUGAGGAGCUCAAACAAGGUAAACCUGAACCCGAUCCUGACGUAGCGUUGAAAGUAGGUUCAGAUGAAGCUGGAACGGACGAAGCGGAAGCACUCGAUGGAUUAGCCAAUGUGGAGGUGCAGGAAUUCCUGCUAAAGCUUCCCGGAAUCACUUCUCGCAACAUUGGUCGAGUUAUGCGGCAGUGUAAGAGCCUCCGGGAUUUGACUCAGCGAACGGAGCCGCAGUUGGAGGAACUGCUAGGUGGUCAAGCGGUAGCUAAGCAGUUGUGGGAUAUACUCCACUUGGUGCACAAACCCACCCAACCGGAUCCACUCGAUAAACCCUUUGCUUCAAGAUUCAAGCGCGGCGCGAAGCGAUUCUAA